Molecule: messenger RNA, 2213 nt
Organism: Melitaea cinxia (Glanville fritillary)
Lineage: Eukaryota; Metazoa; Arthropoda; Insecta; Lepidoptera; Nymphalidae
Gene: JMJD5
Product: bifunctional peptidase and arginyl-hydroxylase JMJD5
Exons: 1
Coding region: 264-1469 (401 amino acids)
Cellular component (GO): nucleus
Molecular function (GO): histone H3K36 demethylase activity
Source: RefSeq, a predicted model, not a curated record
GUAUUGAGAACCUGCUCUUUAUUUGUAGUCUUAAAAAUGAUACAAUGUUUCUGCAUAAAACGGUAUGUAAAAUUUAGUUGUCAGUUUGCUUAAUAUUUGAUUAAUGAUUUUAAUAUUGUAUGAUAUAUUUUCUAUAUUUACAUUCACAAUAACUACAUUAACCUAACUAACGAUGACUGAUAAUAAUAAAUAAUAAUAAGAAAUUAGAACUUUGAAAUUACUAACUAGCAUAAUACUAGUUUUACACUUCAAAUUCGGCAACAAUGUCUGUCCGCGAAGAAGUAUUAGAUAAAAUCGAAAAAUUUAAAUCCAGUGUUAUUUCAUCCUUAACGGAAAUAUCUGAGCUUGAUGUAACUUGUAAAUCAAUUAUUGAACAACAUCUCAAUGAUUCGAAUUCGUUAAAUUCCAAAUCUGUAAAAAAAAUACAAGCAGUUAUUGAUUAUAUGUAUGAACAAGUAAAUAUUGGUAAUUGGAAAGAAGUGAGGUUAUACCUGAGGAAGACCUUGACAGUUGCGACUUAUUUGCGUCUCAAAGCUCACAUAAAUUUCAGUGAUGAUGUAUCAGACGAUGUUAUAAAGGAAGGUUUGCGGAUAAUUGACUUUGGAAUAUUGUUUGGUUGUCCCCUUGAUGCUGAACCAAACUUGCUGCAACUGUGUGCUUCAUGCCUUCACUCGUUUAUUAAACAUGAUGAGAAACCAGACAUUGAUGGAAAAGUUGUUAUAACAAGUACCGUUAAAUGUGAAAAUGAACAUCAGAACUCCAAAGUAUUAGAAGUAAUAGAUUGUCCGAGCAUGGAACACUUUUUUAGGAAUUACAUUUUAGCUGAAAAGCCUAUCGUAUUAGAUAAUUGUCUAAAUCACUGGCCUGCUAUAACAAAGUGGCAGGAUCAGAGCUAUUUCAUAAAACUAGCGGGAUUAAGAACUGUCUCAAUAGAGUUGGGAAAGGAUUAUACAGAUGCUAAUUGGACUCAGAAACUGAUGACAAUAGAAGAUUUUAUUAAAAAUCACAUCUACAAUGAAAAUGGGACAACUGCAUAUCUUGCACAAUAUCAACUAUUCGAUCAGAUUCCUGAGCUCAAGAAAGAUAUUGUAGAACCUGAAUACUGCUGUUUCUCAGAAACAAAUGAUCCCGUGGACAUUAUGGCAUGGUAUGGACCAAAAGGUACCGUGUCGCCACUACAUCACGAUCCCAAAAAAAAUUUACUGGCUCAAGUUGUUGGAGAAAAACAAAUUUUUAUAUUUUCACCACAGGAUUCAGAAUACUUAUACCCUCAUGAACAUGAGUUAUUGAAUAAUACAGCCAGAAUUGACCCAAGGUUACCUAAUUUUGAAAAGUUUCCUAAAUACAAGGAUGCUAAAGGGUACUACUGUGUACUCAAAGCUGGACAGAUGCUAUAUAUACCACCAAAAUGGUGGCAUUUCGUAGAAUCAUUGUCUGUCAGUUUCUCUGUUAGUUUCUGGUGGGAAUAGACUAUAUUAGUGAUUUUAUUAUAAAUAGUUUUUAUAUACAUUAUUAUUUGUGAUAAAUUUAUUAUUUUGUGAUUUUUAAAGUAAUUAUUACGUAUUAUUAGAUGUAGGUGAAAAAAAAAAGUCUAAAGUUCCAUAAAACGUAUGUAUUUGUCGUAAUUAAAAUAAUUAAUAAUAAUAAUAAUAUGUGAAAAAUAUGGGUACUUCAAGUAGUAUUCUAAUUCAUUUUAAUGUUAAGUUUUCUGAAGAAAUUCUGUGUUACAUGACUCUGUAACAUAAUAAUAAAUACAAUUUUACACUAUUAGUACUAUUAGUCAGUAAUAGUAGAGAAGAUAUUAAUAUAUGAAUAGUAAAAUUCAUAUUAUGUUAUGGUAUAUUAUAUAUUCAGGAUAAGGAAUAUUUUAUAUUGUGUUCAUUUUUACUAUCAAACUGCAAUAAUAUAGGCCAUGUUAUUGUCUUAUUCUUUAUUGUCACUCACAGUGAAUUAUUUUUUAUUCAUCUAAAAACCAAAGAAUGAAAAUUAUUUUAUAAAUGCCAUAGUAUGUAAAUAAUUAUUUAUUCACAACAUUGAAUUUUAUUUGUAUUCAUUAUUUAAUGCCCUUCCUAUUAACAUUCUUCUGAUUUCCGAGGUCCCUGCACCGAUUUCAUAUAGCUUGGCAUCUCUUAAAAUUCUACCAGUUGGAUAAUCAUUUAUAUAACCAUUACCACCUGAAAAAAGUUUAAAUUAAAAAUAAAAACAAAAUUUAA